This is a messenger RNA of Aspergillus udagawae, 1596 nucleotides long. RefSeq lists its product as uncharacterized. Bases 1 to 1596 code for a protein of 531 amino acids. The transcript is spliced from 6 exons. Lineage: Eukaryota; Fungi; Ascomycota; Eurotiomycetes; Eurotiales; Aspergillaceae. The record is from RefSeq and is a predicted model, not a curated record.
AUGGGUAAUGACCAGCCCAUAAGCACGGACCGUGAGGAUGCCAACUUCUCACGGUUAGAGGCGUCCUUCUCAGAGACAAAUGUGCUCCCUCGCGGGAAUUCGAUUGAGAUGAAGGCUAUCUCUCGUCAUACAAAAGCAACCGAUUUGGAAGCCAAGGAUUUAGACUUUAACUUCAAUUUGAGCCGCAGCAACUACCCUCUCGGUAACCUCCAGUCCCUCCAGGACGUCUUUCCAGCGGUGCAGCAUGACACACAUCUGAAAAACCCUCGGAAUUUUUCCGACGAGACUGAAAUCAUGUGUCUGGACGUGAAUGAAGACACCGCAUCAUGGAAUACGCUCGACUCUUUGGGAUUGGGCCAACUUCUUCGGAGUAUCCCAAAACCUUCUCAUACGAAUGCACCCUACGGCCAUUCGAAACCUUCGCGAUUACUUGCCUUCUUCGUGCCUCUUAUACCAGAGAAGCAUACUUCGUUUGCAAAUCGGAUUUCCAUGACGCAAGAUAACACGGUGGACCUUUUCAAGUACCUGAACGCUGAUCCGUCUUUCAUUAUGAACUUGCUUGGACGACCGGACUACUGGGCGCCGCAGACACGAUGGACGUCCGAUAGCAAUAGUAACAUAUUAGCUUGUGGGGCGCCCCUCUCAGUAUAUGUGCGCUAUAACGCGGCAUUGCAUCUCACCACCUACAUCAUUGCCCACAAGGAAGGAGACUCGAGCAUCCAAGCCCUGCACAACAUUUUCAACCUCGCAAUAGGAACGGCAUCGGCAGAGAAAAAGGCACGCCUACUGCUCGACGAUCCGUUCGAUCUCGCCGUCAUCCUGUCCACAUUAUCCUUUGAGGCUUCGAAAUAUCACGCCCAACGAUUCCGGCGAUUCAUGUGGACCCAGAUCAACAAGGUCGACGACCAUCUCGCGGGGCUCGAAACCAACGACCGCCGCAGGUUAGGAGAACUGACAAAGGAACUGCAAAUCAUCUCCCAAAAUGCGGAUUCGCAUCUGGGCAACGCCGACGUCGCGAUUAUCACAGCAAGUGCGAUCCGCACGGCGCAUGCUCGCUUGCAUGAAGCCAUGGGUAGCCCGCCCCGGGUGUUUGAGCGCGCGUCCGACUCGAUCACUUAUGUCAUUGAGUCCAUGCAGAAGCAGAAGAUAUGGUUUCUCAACUACAAGAACCGCAAAGACAGCACGAUGGCGUUGGUGUAUAACCUUGUGACGCAGCAGGAUGCAGCCAGUAACAUUCAAUUGGCGGCGAGUAUGAAACGGGACAGUACCAGCAUGAAUGCGAUUGCUGCGUUGACAAUGGUCUUUUUACCGGGGACAUUCAUCGCUACCAUCCUAAGUGCCGGUACCUCCAAUGGCGGCCGUGAUAACGCAGGGUUUGAUUCGAUAUCGGUAUGGUGGCUGUGGGCUGCGAUAACAGUGCCUCUCACGCUGGUUGUCAUGUCCAGUUGGUGGUUCUAUAAGAAGCGAAACGACCAGAUGCGCCCAGCGCCAAUGGCUAAGGAGGAAGCCCAUAUCCCACCACCGGAUAGAGAAACGUUCCGCUCUAUGAGAUUCUCGUCAUGGAGCCGAAGAGACAGUGCUUCUGGCAAGGUCUGA